Phyllostomus hastatus (greater spear-nosed bat) is the source of this 4541-nucleotide messenger RNA. RefSeq names its product WD repeat and FYVE domain containing 1 (gene WDFY1). NCBI's taxonomy places the organism in Eukaryota, Metazoa, Chordata, Mammalia, Chiroptera, Phyllostomidae. Gene Ontology annotation, molecular function: metal ion binding; protein binding. The record is from RefSeq and is a predicted model, not a curated record. The transcript is spliced from 12 exons. The coding region runs from base 77 to 1309 and encodes 410 amino acids.
GGCGCUCUCGCCCGCCCCGCCCGCCCCGCGGUCAGCUGAUGGGCCGCCAGCCCCGGGAGGCUGCCGCCGCGCGAACAUGGCGGCCGAGAUCCACUCCAGGCCGCAGAGUAGCCGCCCGGUGCUGCUGAGCAAGAUCGAGGGGCACCAGGACACCGUCACGGCCGCGCUGCUCAUCCCGAAGGAGGACGGCGUGAUCACCGCCAGCGAAGACAGAACCCUCCGAGUAUGGCUGAAGAGAGACAGCGGCCAGUACUGGCCCAGCAUUUACCACACAAUGGCCUCUCCCUGUUCUGCUAUGACUUACCACCACGACAGCAGGCGGAUAUUCGUGGGCCAGGACAACGGGGCCGUCAUGGAAUUUCAUGUUUCUGAAGAUUUUAAUAAAAUGAACUUUAUCAAGACCUACCCAGCUCACCAGAACCGGGUGUCCGCGAUCAUCUUCAGCUUGGCCACGGAGUGGGUGGUUAGCACCGGCCACGACAAGUGUGUCAGCUGGAUGUGCGCCAGGAGCGGGGACGCGCUCGGGAGGCACUUCUUCACGUCCUGGGCUUCGUGCUUGCAGUACGAUUUUGAUACUCAGUACGCUUUCGUUGGCGAUUACUCUGGACAGAUCACCCUGCUGAAGCUGGAACAGAACACCUGUUCCGUUAUCACCACCCUCAAAGGACAUGAAGGUAGUAUCGCCUGUCUCUGGUGGGACCCUGUCCAGCGGUUGCUCUUCUCCGGAGCGUCCGACCACAGCAUCAUCAUGUGGGACAUCGGGGGAAGGAAAGGCCGCACGCUCCUGCUCCAGGGCCAUCAUGACCGGGUGCAGUCGCUGUGCUACCUGCAGCUCACGAGGCAGCUCGUCUCCUGCUCCUCGGACGGUGGGAUCGCCGUGUGGAACAUGGACGUCAGCAGAGAGGAGGCCCCCCAGUGGCUAGAGAGCGACUCCUGCCAGAAGUGCGAGCAGCCCUUCUUCUGGAACAUAAAGCAGAUGUGGGACACGAAGACCCUGGGGCUGAGACAGCAUCACUGCAGGAAGUGCGGGCAGGCUGUCUGCGGGAAGUGCAGCAGCAAGCGCUCCAGCUACCCCGUCAUGGGCUUCGAGUUCCAGGUCCGGAUGUGUGACUCCUGUUACGACUCCAUCAAGGACGAGGAUCGGACUUCUCUCGCAACCUUCCAUGAAGGAAAACACAACAUUUCCCACAUGUCCGUGGACGUUGCCAGGGGGCUGAUGGUGACCUGUGGGACCGACCGCAUCGUGAAGAUAUGGGACAUGACGCCCGUGGUGGGCUGCAGCCUGGCCACCGGCUUUGCCUCGCACUGACCUGCGGCGGCCUGGUCCACACCUCCCGGCGGCAGCCUCCAGACGCCACCCUUCCCUGUGGCGCCACAGUCACCAUCACGUGAACAGGCAGUGGCCACUUAAACAUAGAUCAACACUUUCCAAAAGAAAACAGUUGUAAAGGUGUGUUUCGGGGAACCUGCAGAAACCACCUGCGGGGUCUGAUAGGUGGAGGAUCGUCCUCAGUGGUUCCCGGACAAGUGGAGCUCCUUCCGCGAGACUUCCUCCUGAACACCGAGCAAAUGGGGACUAAAAGAUCAGUCUAGCAAAUGAGAAUUUUAGAGCAAAAAAUAGUGAACUCAAGAGCUGCUGCCUAGAACGCUCUGCAAGCAGUUGUGAGGACACACACACACCUGCCCCUGUGACCUGCUGGGAGCCCGGGGCUGCUGGUGCAGCCAGACUGGGGAACGGAGGCUGUCUCUGUCCCUUGCGGGGGCGCAGCGGGAACUCCAGAGCCCACAGGGGCCUCCUCCCGUGCUGGAGGGUGUGAGCACACUUUACACUUAGCGAUGGGCAGACAUGUUAAAGACGCCUGUUGUCUUCAGGGCCAUUAUCCGCACCGAGCACCUGGCUGGCUCGCUUCCCGUUGCUCCUGCCCGGCAGUAUGCCGUGGGAGAACCUCACAGUUGCUGUGAGUGACUUGUGAAACUUCCAUUUUAACAAAGCAGUCCACAUUCUCCCUGCCCCGCCCCCCUGCCACACGUGUGCUCUGGGGACAAAACAUUUCUAUGGUGCCACUGCCAUGAGAGUCACAGAAGCCGCCUGACUUUCUGUCGUUGCCGUUAGUGACGACGGCCGGACAACCCAGCUGCCAGCAUGCGUGUGGUGGGAAAUGAUCCUUCCGUGCCACGGAGCAGCCCGGCCCUCAUGUUCUGUUUCUAGUUCCAAGGUGAGCCCCCGUGGCAUUGUGGCAAUUUAACACGCGCCUCAGAUCAGAACUCCAAAGCGCUUUAACCCGUGUUGACUUGUAUUUGUAACUAAUGUUAUUUUGGUAACCCAGAGCAAUAGCGUUAACCAGCUCCUGCACAGUAAUUCCCAACUUGUAAACUGCUUUCAUAACAAUUUGCAAAAUCUGUUGUAUCAAAUGGUGUUCGAAAGGGUUUGGUCGCUUGGUACCAGGAUGGAGAAGCGGUGGGGGGAGGGGGCGCCUACUUUUAAUAUUCAAAUAUUUAUUGUUUGAUUGUUUUUAAGAAUAGCACAUGUUUCUAUUACUUUAGGACUGUGGAAGUGAAUGGAGAGAGACCUACUUUUUUUAAGGAUAAAUUUGAAGAUAGCAACAGUAUUUUUGUUAGUCUUCCUAAUGGAUGUUGUUAAAAACUCACUACUGCUUUACUACGUUGGGGUCAUAUCAAGACCAACGUCACUAUACACGAUACAGCUAAGGAACUCAGUCUGUUUUCUAACAGCAGCUGCGAAGGGCUGUCACACUGGACAGGCAGUCACACUGAAAUGUCUUAACGCUGAGGGACUCACAUACUAAGGGGGGGAGAGGUAAGGCGCGUCCUGUUUUAAAAUGAUCUGCUUUGACACUGGCUUGCUUUCAGAAGUAGGACUGAAGCAUUUUGUUGCUCCUUGUAAUUUUUGUACUAUCUCACCUGAAAAAUGCUGUUUCCUUUAAAAACUUUUCCUAGGCUUUCUGCACAAUGUACAUCCCUAGCACGAUCUGGAAGGAAAAUUGAGUGACGGUCACUUUUAAAUGGCAGUGUUGAAUGCUGACGUGCGUUCAGUUCUGGCUCAGCCCACCCAAAGGUGCUAUCCUGGGGAUCUUACGAAGUCCUCAACGGUAAACCGAACGUGGUCAAUUCCUUGCCACAAUGAAAAGUGCUGAACUGCAGUUUUGUUUUCCUCUGUUCUGUAAAAUGUGAUUUUUUUUUUUUUAACGUCUGUGGUAGGCUGAGCAGCAGAGCAUCACAGCUGCUGAGAAGAUGCCAUAGCUUUCAAACUUCUUUUUAUUUCAGCAAUUUUUAAUGCGGAGCCCCAGUGUCCCAUAGAGACCGCAAGUUUGUGGCGGUGCCUCUAGGGGCUAGGCUAACAGAAAUCAGAGGAGCGCGUGUGCCCGGAGGGAGUGGAGCGAGGCAUCCAGAAAGGAAAGAGACGUUUCUAGACACUUUUCUCUCUCCACCCGGGCCUGCUGCGUUUCUGUCUGGAAACACACGUGGCACCCUGGUCUUGUCUCUGACACACACUAGGUAGCAAAGGGGGUACUAUUUUUUAUACAGGUGGGCAGAAAAAUUAUUUUCUCAAUUUUACUGACUGAGCACAUAAGGACAGCACAGCUGCGCUGACAGUUAUUGCCUUACUUCGCAUGACUCUUGAACAGGUCGUUUAAACUAGUUCUUCACGUCACGUUUACUGGUUCUUCAUGGUCCUCUGUCCGAACGGAUUCAGAAGUACAGAAUGUUAGAGAAAAUCCUUAUGUUUAGCUCUCGUAGGUGUGGGAUAAGAAAAUGCCAAUUCUUUAUUUUAAACGUGUUUUUAAUUGGCCAUUUAAUAAUAGCACAAGUGAUAGAGAUACCCCUGUAACAUGAAGGGGGGGCCAUCAUUUAUUUCGUUGGAAGUCCCUGUUUGCCGCAUCCGAGCCGUGCCGCCGCCCAGGGGCCGUGAACAAGAUGUGGUGCUCUGGGCGGCUCCUCGUAGAGAAUCCAGUUCGUCAGUGUCCACGUUUUUAAACUGUUGGCACUGGCCGAAGUUUGUAAUCAGUACCACAGUGGCUCACACCCAAGGAGCUGUUCUCUAAAAAUCAGUUUUCUUUCAAUUACUUUCUCCUUCCGUUACUGGAUCUGAUGUCUCUUGAAGUGUAAGAAACCAGUUACUAUUCAUGGUAAAUCAUCUGCUCAUUACAAAUGUGAGGUUGAACAAAGAAGGGACACAUGCUGUGUUUAUUCAUUGUGAGCGGAUUGCUGAGUGUCUACUCCGUGUGCUGCGGUUUAUGACACUGUAACUCUAGGAGUAAGCUGCGGUUGAAGUGUGCGACGGAUCUGCAUCAGAGUCCAGCUUACACUGUUUUUCUCUAUCGCCUUCCUUUGACCGGGGGAGCCGAGCAAUGUUGACUAGCACGUUUUUUCCCGGUACAAGCAAUGUUUCCAUAAAGACAUAGUGCCCGGCGGAUCCCAGAGAGCUAGAAAAUUUUGUCUUUGCUCCUCUUUGUGGGUUCUGUUUUUGUGGGUUUUCUUUUUUCAGAAAAUACGUACAAUAAAAUACUCCUUGCUUGUUA